Messenger RNA from Castor canadensis (American beaver), 2428 nucleotides. RefSeq names its product ninjurin 1 (gene Ninj1). The record is from RefSeq and is a predicted model, not a curated record. NCBI's taxonomy places the organism in Eukaryota, Metazoa, Chordata, Mammalia, Rodentia, Castoridae. Gene Ontology annotation, cellular component: membrane. Gene Ontology annotation, biological process: tissue regeneration; cell adhesion.
CGGGACCCGGCGGUAGAGGCGCGGGCGCACUUAGGCCCGGAGCGAGGUGGCCCGGGUGGCCCCACCAUGGACUUGGCCACUGAGGAGUACGAGCUCAACGGCGAGCUGCACCCGGGCUCCCCCGGCUCCCCGGAGGCCUCGCCGCCCCGAUGGGGCUGGAGGAACCAGCCCAUCAACAUGAACCAUUACGCCAACAAGAAGAGCGCGGCCGAGAGCAUGCUGGACAUCGCCCUGCUGAUGGCCAACGCAUCGCAGCUGAAGGCCGUGGUGGAGCAGGGCCCUGCUUUCGCCUUCUUUGUGCCCCUGGUCGUUCUCAUCUCCAUUUCCCUGGCACUCCAGAUCAGCGUGGGCGUACUGCUCAUCUUCCUCGUCAAGAACGACCUUAACAACCCAGCCAAGCACGCCAAGCUGGACUUCCUGAACAACCUGGCCACAGGCCUGGUGUUCAUCAUCGUGGUGGUCAACAUCUUCAUCACAGCAUUUGGGGUCCAGAAGCCCGUGCUGGAUGUGGCACCCCGGCAAUAGGGCACCAGAACCCCGAAUGGCACCUGCCCCACAGCCCAGCCCUCUGGAACUACGUGCCCUGGAAGUGUUCCCCUCCCCAUGUGCAGCACUUCCUGAAACCUCCAGAGCUCAGGCUGGCCUCUGCUGGGCAGCGUCCAGGGAUGGAUGAGCCGACUGUACUGACACAUGGGAGGCCAUUUAUGGUGUGUGGGGGCUGGACAUAGGCCCAGAAGACCAGAGAUCUGUGUCCAGAGAAGGGUCACAGCCUACCCAAGGACAUGCAGCAUGUCUGUGGAUGGGCCAGACCGGGGGCGGGGGGGGGGCUGGCACCGGCCUCUGUCUCAGGACAUUCAAGAAGGACAAGGAGAUACCCCUCCCUUUGCCAGUGCACCAGUGUCCCUCACUUCCCUGGGGCCUGUGCAGGUUGCCCUGGUGACUGCUGCCUCUGCCAUUACUAACCCAGGGACACUGUACAGCCAGCAGCACCUACUGGCCACUGACUUCACCUCAGUGCCUGGGUAUGGUGGCCAUCAAAAGGCAGCCAUGCCUAUGUGGGCCAUAGGCCUCCACCAGCAGUGAUGGGGCAGAGCCUCAGCCCUCUCCUCAGGGGUCCAGGACCCCACUUUUCUAAUCAGGAAUGACAAUAAAACUCAUACACCUCCCUGUUGGACUCUGCACCACCCUCUGCUCCCAGGGCCCUGCUGUGGCCCCGUCUGCAGGCCUGUUGGCACAUACUCAGUACUUCCAGGACACUCCUGGAAGUGUCCUUCACUGCCCGUGGUCGGCAGGAGGAGACCAUCCUGCACUCAGGAUCACCUGCCCACAGGGGCCCCUUGCCCAGCAGAAACUGACUCCCAGGUCUGCGUUCUUCACCUUGGUCCUCAGAUCUUGGCUCCCCCUGUUCCCAGUGCACCCUCAGCCCAGCCCUCAUCUGCCCUACCUUCCCUCACAUUGGCUCUGCGCCCUGCUAAGUGGUGCCCACACUUGAUUCCCUCCAGGUGAGGUUCCCAGGCAUCUACUGCUGGCCUCUGCCCUUUCCUCCAACUAGCCUUCCUAAGCGACAAGGUGGGGGGACAAUUGCUUCCUCUGAGGCCCCCACUUCCCUGUCCAUCUCCCCUCCACCAUCUGAGCAACUAGCCUGGAGUGGCUGUAGCACCUGAGGCCUUAAGACAGUCGUGGAAGCUCCCUGCGGUCUUGGCUGACCAGUCAGGUUCCUAAGCUGAAGGAUGAGUGGGAGUGAGAUGGUCAGAUGUUCCAGGGUCCUCCAUGGAAAGGCUGGGCACCAUGGCAUGCACCUGUUUGAGACUGAAGCAGAGGAACUGCUUGGACCUGGGAGUUUGAGAUUCCAUCUCAAAAAAAAGGAAACAAAAAAUCUCCCAGGGAAGUGGAUGAACAGACUUAACUGAUAACCAUAGAAGCCAUGGUCUCACUCCCUGCUCCUCCUGCUUCAUGAGGCGUUUUCUCAUAAGAGACUUGUAAAAAGCAGUCAAAACAUGGAAUGCCUUCCAAGAUGAGCCGAACUGAAAAAGCCAUGGGCCCAAAGUGUGCCUCUGACAGAGGCAAGGCAAUGUUAGCUGCUCACUGUGGAGGUAGCUAGCAACCACUCAGCACCCACUCAAGGGUGCUUUGCCUGGUGCAGGGUCUCUGGUAAGGCCCUGGUGUGGGCUGGCCACAAGCCACCUGCAUGCCUGGUCUCACAGUCAACAGCCAGAUGUUAACCACCACAAUAUGGUUUAGUUCCUCCUUUGCCGGGAGAGAAAAUUCCCUCAAAGGACUGGAGUAGGCACCAAGAUGACUGCCCUGAGGCCCACAAAGCUGUCAGUUAAGCCGGACUCCCUCCCAGGUGGGCAGGGGAGUCUUAGAGACAGUGUGUAGCUCCUCCGUUCCAGGUCUGGGGCAUGAUGGUUGGGGCAAGAAAGUGGGC